AUGGCCUUCUCUGCGUCGCAGACGUCUACGGCUGCGUUCUCUAUCCAGUACCGGUAUCAGCUUUUGGAAGAUUCGACUAGACAGAUCCGCCUGUUGCGCCCUGACACCUCUGGUGACUUGCUAAGUUUUCAUCUCUACGACUUUGAAUUAUCCGCAGCACCGUCUUACUAUGCCUUGUCAUACACUUGGGGGAAACCAGCUCCGAUGUACGAUAUCCUUCUAGGUGGUAGGCGCUUUUCAGUUCGACGUAAUCUGCUGCAGUUUCUUCAUAUCUUCGCAAAGCGUCAUCCUCAUGACUACAUUUGGAUUGAUCAGGUAUGUAUCGAUCAGGAGAAUGUAGCAGAACGCAACCGCCAAGUGCAGAUAAUGGGGAACAUCUACAAGACAGCGGCGAAGGUCUUGAUCUGGUUGGGUGAGGCCGACAUGGCCCACGCGACGAACUCCGAUGUUGCUGAGCGUGAAGAUGACUCUGGACCAUGGGAUGUUUCUCAGCUCGAAGCCACGUACUCUGCGGAAUACUGGACACGUCUUUGGAUUGUACAAGAAGUGCUUUCUGCAAAUAGCAUCAUGAUUUUUCAUGGAAACAAGAGUAUAGAGUGGAGCCAAUACACAAAUCUCAUGAACAGGUCCCACGCCCCGCAGCCCUUGUUGGCCCUGGACUCAAUAGCUCUGCGUAAUAUCUCCACGCCAAUUCUUCCUGAGAUUGCUCUAUUUUCAUGGAAAGAUUCCAUGUGCCAAGAUCCUCGGGAUCACAUCUAUGCACUCCAGGGUCUCUUCACCGAGCAGUGCAGGAUUGAAGUCGACUAUGUCAAACCUAUCCGAGACGUUUAUCUCGACGCAGCAUUGAUGAUACUUCGCACAAGUACGUCUAAAUCACAUGUUGUUGCGACAACUUUGGCCGGGCUUGCAGAGGUCAUGGGACUGGUUUUUCCCGAUAAUAGGUGGCUAAAGAGGGACGAAACUUUUAAAAGAGUGGUGAAGAGGUUCAGGCUGGCGACAAGCUCUUCACUCACUGAGCAGGAACGUCUGAAUACGGCGAGGAACAUGCUGGUGAUGAUGUUGAUAACAUAUCAUUGGGUCAGCUCUGAGUCAAGAUCGGGGAACAACUAAUUGUAACAUCUGGACGGGAAGUAUUUCAAGGUAGGAGAAGAAGAAGAAGAAGGAAUUGAAAAAUCAUGUUACACAUGAGAUUGCGAGUCUUUCUCAAAAGCUUAUGAAAGGAGGAAAGAAAACGAGCCG
Molecule: messenger RNA, 1239 nt
Organism: Verruconis gallopava
Lineage: Eukaryota; Fungi; Ascomycota; Dothideomycetes; Venturiales; Sympoventuriaceae
Exons: 1
Coding region: 1-1110 (369 amino acids)
Source: RefSeq, a predicted model, not a curated record